Molecule: messenger RNA, 1715 nt
Organism: Phycomyces blakesleeanus NRRL 1555(-)
Lineage: Eukaryota; Fungi; Mucoromycota; Mucoromycetes; Mucorales; Phycomycetaceae
Product: Zn(2)-C6 fungal-specific transcription factor
Exons: 3
Coding region: 215-1093 (292 amino acids)
Biological process (GO): positive regulation of transcription by RNA polymerase II
Cellular component (GO): nucleus
Molecular function (GO): sequence-specific DNA binding; DNA-binding transcription factor activity, RNA polymerase II-specific; zinc ion binding
Source: RefSeq, a predicted model, not a curated record
AGUAAAUCAAAUUCAUUCCCUAAAGCACCUCACCUCACCUCACCUCACUUUACCACACUACAACACUUCAUUUUACCUCACUUCACCGCCACUCCUCAUAUCAUUUUAAACCUUCAGAUCUCCAAACCUUCAAAUCUUCAUUUCAUUAACCCCCUCCCUUUUACAUUCACUUUUUUUUAAAGAAAAAAAUAAGAUUUUCUUUUAUUUCUCAAAGAUGUCAACCACAACUCAUUUCCAGUGCGAUAUGACUUGCCAAACUCCAACAUCAUCUCGCUCACUGUCUCCUUCUUCGUUAUCAAGUAAUCGCCAACCCUCACCAAAUAACUCUACAAACUCUAGAGACCUCUCACCAGGUACAAAGUCAGACAGACGACCAAUCUACCGUUCCAAGAGCACCAGUACGCUCUUGGCAAGUACCUCUACGUCCUCACGGCGCUUGAGCUCUGGAUCAGCCUGUGACACAUGUCGAAAACGGAAGACAAGGUGCGAUGGAAAUCAACCAUGUGCCUUUUGUGUCUGCAACGACAAGGCUUGUACACACACUCCCAAUAGUAGACGCAAGAGAGCACCCUCGGUCACUGCUCCCGGCAUUCUUUCCAAUAGAUUACCCACACGUCAAAGUCGGCCAUCUUAUCUUUGCCUGCCCUGGUUCCCCAAAACCGAUGCCGAUGACAAGCAAUCUAAUAAUCAGGAGUAUAGUUACAAGAAGAGGAGCGCUGAACAAAAGUUGCGAUUGGUAACAAAAGCAGGCUACCCAUUUAUGACAUCAAACCCCUGGCAAUGUCAAGAUAGUUUGGCACCUCUGUCAAAAGUCAAACCCAACCUAUGCCUUGAUCACCACUCCGGUCCAAUAACUCAAUCUUGGUCCCUGCCUACUUCAUCAAUAGACACCUAUAGAGAUCUACAGAACUGUCCUCCAACAAAAGAAGAGAUUCCAAGCAUCAUCGAUCAACUUUCAUGCCUAACGUUUUCAGCUGCUACUUUGGCAUCUGUGGAUCGCAACACAAAUUAUCCAAUCUACCCCCUCUCUUCACACGUCAUAAACAAGAUUCCCUCUCGCCAUGUAUCACCUUACAUGUCUAUCCAUAUAUAAGCACCAACGCGUCACCAAGCACUCUUCUACAUUCAAGUUAUACUUCAACCGCACCCAAACCUUGCUUUUACUUUUUUUAUGACGUACAAACAUUACAUGUGUAUAUAAACCAAAAUCACACACAAAAAUAGCACCCUCACUGUCACUCACUCGCCCAGUCACUCAUUCAUUCAGUCACUUACUCAGUCACUCAGGCACUCAGGCACUCAGGCACUCAGGCACUCAGUUACUUAUUCACAAAACAAAACAAAAAAUCACUACAGAAAUCACACACAAACUUCUUCUUCUUCUUCUUCUUCUUCUUAUAACUAUAUACACUUAGGCCCCUUUCUCUUUUGUUUUGGUUUUUAUUUUAUAUUUUAUUUUCUUCCUUUUUGUUCUUCUUCUUUCGUUUAGCUUCGUUUCGAUUUGUUUCGAUUCGUUUCGUUUAUUUGAUUUUUUUUCUUUUUUUUUCUCUGAACCUUCUUCCGCUCGUUAUUACUUUUAUGCUAAAAACAACAAAUAUUGUCUUUUGAGGAAAUCUGAUAAUUGAUUGUUGGACAGACCAUUUUAUUAUUAUAAUUAAUACUUUCUGCAUUGACCAAUUACUGUAUUUUGAAUAAAAUAAUAAUAAUAUUAAUAU